Ceraceosorus guamensis is the source of this 1142-nucleotide messenger RNA. Its product is annotated as putative N-acetyltransferase 5. Gene Ontology annotation, cellular component: NatB complex. The record is from RefSeq and is a predicted model, not a curated record. NCBI's taxonomy places the organism in Eukaryota, Fungi, Basidiomycota, Exobasidiomycetes, Ceraceosorales, Ceraceosoraceae. Gene Ontology annotation, biological process: N-terminal peptidyl-methionine acetylation. The coding region runs from base 241 to 897 and encodes 218 amino acids. Gene Ontology annotation, molecular function: protein-N-terminal amino-acid acetyltransferase activity. The transcript is spliced from 4 exons.
CUUCUAUUGAUCUGUGCUAGCGACUGCCGCUGGAUCAUUCUUCAAGGCAAUCACCCAUAUCACCAUCAUCAUCGCCACGCCACGCCACGCCAUUCAACUUGCUCUCUGCUCACCUCGUGCUGUUUCAGGCGCUCUCAUCGCAGCGUACGCACACACGUGUCCCACCCUCUUCGCCGUCAUCCAGCAGCUACUGAACACAAGCGCACAUACCCACAUCUUUGUCCCACAAGGCGUCCAGACAUGUCUUUGUUGACGCCUUUUAGGGCAACAGACCUAUUCAAGUUCAACCAGAUUAACCUAGAUCAUUGGACAGAGACUUAUUCUCUAUCUUUUUACCUCACCUACAUUUCCAAGUGGCCCGAGCUAUGCUACACUCAGUACAGCAGCAGCAGUGGCGGCUCUUGCAAUAUCAAGUCUGCGGCUCGGAACGGUGCGUCGCUUGAAGGGGGCCACGCAUCGAUGAUGGGAUAUGUGAUCGGUAAAGCGGAAGGAAGAGAUACAGGCAUGGAAAGGGUCAAGGAGAGGCAUGGUCACGUUACUGCUAUCACUGUCGCGCCCGAAUUUAGACGGUUGGGAGUGGCCAAGGGUCUGAUGAAUCUUUUGGAGGAUGCCAGUGAAAAGGUGUACAAUUCUUACUUUGUAGACUUGUUCGUCAGACCUUCCAACAACCUCGCCGUGUCAAUGUACGAAAAGCUGGGUUAUGAAGUGUACCGCACGGUAGACAAAUACUACUCUGGAGGAGGAGCAGGAGGGACUGACGAGAACGGAUGGGAUAUGAGAAAAGCGCUCAGUAGGGACAAGAAGAGGGAAACAGCUCGAGAUGGUAAGAAGGGAAGAACUGUAGUCGUCAAUCCCGAAGAUACGUGGUUCGAACCUGCUCGAAGACCCAGACCUUGACGCAGCUUGUCAUUCGAAGUCAUGUGAAUAUAGAGUCAUGACUCUCCUAGCCUUUCGAGCGGUGUGUCGGGGCCAUUCUUUCUUGAUUCAUACUGACGCCUACGUCGACGAAUGACUUUGAGCGACUCGCUCGAAGGCUGCCUCUGAUGCUCUCAAGACUAAAGGCAGCAAUCGUGAAUGUUCGGAUCGAGAAUCUGGAAUCUAGGCCCUACAACGGGCAUCACGUGCUCGUAGUAAAGUUCAAG